Molecule: messenger RNA, 1662 nt
Organism: Pelobates fuscus (common spadefoot toad)
Lineage: Eukaryota; Metazoa; Chordata; Amphibia; Anura; Pelobatidae
Product: interferon regulatory factor 4-like
Exons: 8
Coding region: 113-1348 (411 amino acids)
Biological process (GO): immune system process; regulation of transcription by RNA polymerase II
Cellular component (GO): nucleus
Molecular function (GO): protein binding; RNA polymerase II cis-regulatory region sequence-specific DNA binding; DNA-binding transcription factor activity, RNA polymerase II-specific
Source: RefSeq, a predicted model, not a curated record
AAAAGCCAAGCGAUAGGGAACAGUCCCUGACUAAGUCCACCUGACUUGUUGCUUUAUUUAGGUUUGGACAACAAAUUCUGGGGUGUCCGAGGUCCUCUGUCCCCUCUUGCAGAUGUCUCACACAGGAACUCAACAACUGCGGCUGAAGGAAUGGCUGGUGUUACAGAUAAACAGCGGGAGAUAUCCUGGACUCCGAUGGGAAAAUGAGGACAAAACUCUAUUCCGAAUACCUUGGAAGCAUGCGUCAAAACAGGACUACAAGGCACAGCAGGACGCUGCUUUGUUUAAGGCCUGGGCGUUAUAUAAGGGCAAGUAUCGUGAAGGAUCAGAAAAGGAUGACCCUUCUGUCUGGAAGACGCGACUUCGUUGUGCCCUUAAUAAGAGUCCAGACUUUCAGGAGGUGCAAGAGAACAGCCAAAUGGAGUUGCCCGAACCUUACAAGCUGUAUAGGAUAGUAUCCGAGACUCGGGAAAGGAGCGAAAACGUAUGUACAGAGAUACACGAAGCAAGACACGAAGCAAGCUCCCCGAAGCAAGAUUUGGAAAUCCCUCCAACCCAGGAUUCGAUCCAGACUGGCGAACAGAGGAGUGAAAGCCAGAUCGAGGUGCAGAGUCCCUACAAAAUCCAGAGAAUAAUUGAAACGCUACACAAUGCUCCAGGAAAAAACCGUCCAAGUACUGUCCCAUUCCUGUGGGCGACUCAUCCCAUGGACCACAAAGCAAUAGACAUCUCAGACCAAGACAUUGCCACACUCUCCUCAUCUACAUCAGAUUAUUGGCUCCACAUACGGCUGUAUUAUCAGGGCAAGUUAGUGACAGAGGUGACGACACAGACAGCAGAAGGAUGCCGCAUCGUCCCUUGGCCACAAACAGCUCGUGACUUUAGUCUUUUUCCUGCUGUCUCACUAGAGGAGAUCCACCUUCCUUCUCUCAGACAGUUUCCUGGAUUUCUGGACCCUAAUGUCGGACGUGUCCUGGAGAGGCUCCUCCAGCAUCUGGAUAAUGGAGUGCUGAUGUGGGUAGCACCUGAGGGUGUGUUUGUAAAGAGACAGUGCCAGGCCCGUGUGUACUGGUCUGGUCCACUGGCCCCACAUAUUGACCGACCAAACAAGCUAGAACGAGAGAAGACAUUGAAGGUCUUGGACAUGAAGCGCUUUAUGCACGAACUGUAUAUGUAUGUGGCACAUGAUGGUCCCGAACCUCAAUAUCAGAUUCAGCUCUGCUUUGGAGAAGAGUAUCCAGAUGUACAAAAUCCAAACUCUAAAAAGCUUAUAACCGCUCAUGUGGAGCCCGUGUUUGCCCGGGAACAGCUCCUGAACAUUCAAAAGAAAGUUUCAAAAAGUUCCUGACCACUUCCCGUUAGUCAUGAUGUUACUUCCUUCCCACCACAAAACAUGCUCUUAUAAAUACUGUAUCAAAAUUGUUCACUAAACUGUGCGUUGUCAGAAAUUCAGAGUGAACUCAAAGUGAAUUUUAAGUUUUGCCUAGCCAAAUCGGAAAAUUACCCAAAUCAGCUAUGUUUUUAGUUGCGUUGUUUUGGUCUAUAAUGUAUAUUUCACUAUGAGUUCACUUCAAAUCUCUGUCAGUGCUCACUUUACUGAAUAACCCGCUCUACACAGGGCAGGGCAGGAUGUGUGUGUAUAUAUAUAUCUAUAUUCAUUAA